Monodelphis domestica (gray short-tailed opossum) is the source of this 2617-nucleotide messenger RNA. RefSeq names its product motor neuron and pancreas homeobox 1 (gene MNX1). NCBI's taxonomy places the organism in Eukaryota, Metazoa, Chordata, Mammalia, Didelphimorphia, Didelphidae. Gene Ontology annotation, cellular component: nucleus. Gene Ontology annotation, molecular function: DNA-binding transcription factor activity, RNA polymerase II-specific; sequence-specific double-stranded DNA binding. The record is from RefSeq and is a predicted model, not a curated record. Gene Ontology annotation, biological process: regulation of DNA-templated transcription; spinal cord motor neuron cell fate specification; endocrine pancreas development.
GGAGGAGACGAGGGUGGGACCCGCCACCAAAGACAUUGACAGGUGUUCUGCCUGACCAAUCCUGGGGGCCGGACCACUCCACCACCACCCCCAAGGGUUUCGUCUUUUCCUGGGCUGCCAAUGAGCAACCGAGCUGAGCCUUCAAGUGGGAAGAGUUAGGAGCCUGGGUUCUUACUAUCGCGGGAGCGACAUUUUGCGGUGGUUACUUGAGGGGUUUCAGUGAAAAGACUUGGCUCUCUCGGACCGACCAGGUGCAGAAGAAUUUGUGUCCUCAGGGGCUGUGCUAGUUGUGUGUCUGGACGUGCGGCAUCCUGGGGUGGGAGGGAGGGAGGGGUGUCCCAAACGGUGGUCAUUCUGGUCUGAUUUUCCAAUAGCUUAUUAUCUUAUUAGAAAGAUCUGGAGAUUUUCACCAUCACCCUAAGAAUAAGGCUACCCCAGCGCCACCACCAUCCCCACUUAAAAAAAAAUCAAAACAAAACAAAGGAAAAAACCCAAACGAUUCGAAAGAUCAAAAUACAUAUAUAUCCAAAGAGAACUGAUGGAAAAAUCAAAAAAUUUCCGGAUCGAUGCUCUGCUAGCAGUCGACCCUCCGAAAGCCACCUCGGCACAGACUUCUCCGCUGGCUCUGGUCACAUCUCUCUCCGCCUCGGCGGCCACAUCUGGCAACAGCAGCAGCAGCGGCGGCGGCAGCAGCAGUGGUGGUGGCAGCAGCAGCAGCAGCAGCAGCUGCAGCCCCCCUUCCUCGGAGCACCACACUGGGGGCUCGGACUGUCUAAGGACGGAGAGCCCGUCCCCACCUCGGAUCCUCGCAGCCCACUGCGGACUGGUGCCCAAGCCAGGUUUCCUGAGCAGCGGCAGCGGUGCCGCUGGCCAUCACCAUCACCACCCGGGUGCUGCCGCUGCAGCCGCAGCAGCGGCCGCAGCCGGGGGGAUGGCCCUGGGGUUGCACCCAGCCCAGGGAGGAGCGGGGAUCCCCACCCAGGCGGCUCUCUAUGGUCAUCCCAUGUACAGCUACUCGGCGGCGGCGCUGGCCGGCCAGCACCCGGCUCUGUCUUACUCCUACUCCCAGGUGCAAGGGGCCCACCCCACCCAUCCCGCAGAUCCCAUCAAACUCAGCGCCGGCACCUUCCAGCUCGACCAGUGGCUCAGGGCGUCCACCGCAGGCAUGAUCUUGCCCAAAAUGCCCGAUUUUAACUCCCAGGCACAGUCUAACCUUCUGGGAAAAUGCCGACGGCCCCGCACUGCCUUCACCAGCCAGCAGCUGCUGGAACUGGAACACCAAUUCAAGCUCAACAAAUACCUAUCCCGCCCCAAGCGCUUCGAGGUGGCCACUUCGCUGAUGCUCACAGAGACCCAGGUGAAAAUCUGGUUCCAGAACCGAAGGAUGAAAUGGAAACGGAGCAAAAAAGCCAAGGAGCAGGCGGCGCAAGAGGCUGAAAAGCAGAAGGGAGGGGUGGGGAAAGGUGGAGGAGGAGAAGAGAAGGGAGAGGAGGACCUGCUGCUACCCUCCGACAAGAGCAGUGGCCGCCGCCUUCGGGACUUGAGGGACAGUGACCCAGAGGAAGAAGAGGAGGAGGAGGAGGAGGAGGCAGGGCAUUUCUCCUAUAAGAACAAUAACGCUACCCACUCCUCGGAUUGCUCCUCAGAGGACGAUUCUCCACGCACAAGACCUGCGGGACCCGGGCAUCAGCCCCCGCCCCAAUGAGGAGCCAGUGCACCCUGCUGGAGUGGGGAAGCAGAGAUGGAGUGUGACCUUGCCCUCCCAACUCCCCUAACCAAUAGAGAAUCCUCCAGUUGGCCCUGGUCACAUCUAGGACUUGGGGAGUUGACAACUCCUUCCAUUCAGCAACUUGCAACCCUGAUUUCUCUGACCAAAAGAGGACUGGGAGGGGGGCAGGGAGGGCAGGGAAGGAUCUUUCUUUCCUUGACUGUUCCAUCCAUGCUCCCCAAUUCUCAUCUCCACUUUCUAUCUCUCUGCCUUCCCCAAGAUUUGGGGGGGCAUCGGAGGGUGCACCCAGAGUUGGUGUGCAGGAGAUUGGUAAAUCCAGCUGCUGCCCCUGGAAAUGGAUGAAGAUCUGAGGACUCCUCCACUCCACCCUGGGAUCCCCCUAGGACCUGAAAGUCCUGGCAAUUUGGGUCGGUUUGGGCUACAUUCAGCUGCUGUUGAGAUGAACUAAAGAAGGAAAUCCAGGGGAAUGUUCAAACUUGAAUCUCUCUCUUUUUUUUAAUUUAAUUUUGUUGUGGUGGUUGAGUAAGUGGGGGGUUGGGAGAGGAAUGUAAGGGACCCCAUCAUACUUGGAAACCCUUACAUCUCCCCACCAAGUAGAGAAAACUUACCACACAGUGUUAAGUGACAUUUAAAACUUGAAUCGUGGAACCGCUGUUCUUUUGCUGAGUAUUGAAAAAAUGUUUUGUGCUUAUUAUGUAUCACAAGGGGAAAAAAAACAACCCUUUAUGUCAUGAACGUUCAAACUGCUGGAAAUCUCAAGAUUGUACUGUCUUUAUUUUUGUAUAUUGUAUUUAUAAAAAAGAUACCUCUACUUAUGCAUGCUAAAUUAUUAUUUAGCUUCUCCCAUCGUCCAUGAUGGAAUGUAAAAUAAAUUGGUUUUAUACUAGA